AUGCUUUCUUUAUUAUUCGCCCAACUAGCAGUAUCUAUUAGAGGACAAAAGAAAGAUCAGCACACAUUUGAUAUCCUUGAUUAUUCUGAUCAGAAGAACAAAGAAAUCAGCAUCAUCAAACAACUUGAAAUUAGAUUCGCCCAAGUUGAUCUUGGUAGUAAAAAUGCUUCAAAAUUUAUUAAAACAAUAGAUGAUAUGAAGGACAUUCUUGAACACUCAGUAGAAGUUGUAAACAAUGGUGAUCAAUAUACCGUUAUCAAACAAACAAUUAAAAAUAUUGCUUCUAAAGAACAAAGAAUUGAUUUGUCCACAGCUAUCAUGUUCGAUGAAGAUGAUAAAGAAGUUGAAACAUAUUAUAUUUCAAACUUUGGUAUUUAUCUUAAUUUACGUCUUACACAUACUAAAACAUGGGUUUUCCAGAACCAUCCUCUUGUUACAAACUAUAAUGAAUUAAGCUGGGGUAAAAAGACAAUGAGAUUCUUCACAGAUAAUUCUCGUUUUUUGAAAGAGGAUAAAGAAUACAAUACACUUUGGUUUGCAGAAUCCUGGACAAACAACUGGUUCCAACCAGGAGAAUCCAAAACAUUUUCAUUCAUGAUACAUGAUGAUGAUUAUCAACCACCAUUUUUAGAGCUUGACAAAUCUGUUAUUCGGCAUGAAUACUUCACAAAUCAAUCAAUCCAAAUCCAAGGUGCUUACUACACAAACAUAAUUUAUUCAGAUAUUUCCAUUCGCUACAGACUUUUUGAUUCAACAGGUAAGGUUGUUAUGGAAAAAAUACUUCAACAAGAUUCUGUAACUGAGGGACGCACAAAAUUCGAAUUUUCUAAGAAGAUCGAUCCAAUCACAACACCAGGAUCAUAUACUCUUGUAAUAAUAUCAUCAAAUGAUAAAUAUAAUUACACUUUAGAAUAUCCAAUUGAAAUUACAGUUGAUUAUCCAAAUGCAAAACCAAGAAUUAUAAUCUUUGAUCAAGAUAAAACAUACUUUAUUCCAAAUACUGAUGCAGUAUUCACAGCUUCAAUUACAGAUGCUAAUUCUGCUGAUAAGACAAUUGACACAAGAGUUUACUUUGAUGGAAAAGAAGUUUUUACUAAAGCAUUUCCAAACACAGCAGAUAAUAAGACAAUUUCAUUCAAGAUCCCAAAGGAUGCAAAGCCAGGAAUUCAUGAACUCAAUUUUACAGCAAGUGAUGGAAAGAAGGUUACAAUAACGACCCUUAAAAUUACUGUCAAGGAUAACACAGUAUUAUCAGUUGAUUUCGAACCAAAGCUCAAAGAAUCAUAUCACAAAGGAGAUAAAAUUUCAUUCAAUGCUUAUAUUGUUGAUCCAGAUACAAACACUGACACAAGCUUUAAGGUUUCUCUUUUAUAUGGUGAAACAUUCAAGCAGUCUAAGCACGUAGAGAACUUACAAGGCGAAAUGAGAAUUCCUUUAUCACUUACAAUCCCAGAAACAGAAACAUCUACUAAGGGAACGAUCACAGUAAAAGUUGAAGGACAAUACGAGUCUGUUAACAAAACACAUCCAUUCUCAAUCUUCCAAGAAGCUCAAACUGGCGAGCUUGCAUCAUCACAAAUCGCCAAGAAGGAAGCUAAAAAGAAGACUGCAUUAGUCGCAGUACUUAGCGUAUUUGUUGUUCUUGCAGUCAUUGUUGCCAUUGUUAUCGUUGUCUUAUGGCUCAGAAAAUAA
Trichomonas vaginalis G3 is the source of this 1692-nucleotide messenger RNA. RefSeq lists its product as uncharacterized. The transcript has a single exon. Lineage: Eukaryota; Parabasalia; Trichomonadida; Trichomonadidae. The record is from RefSeq and is a predicted model, not a curated record. Bases 1 to 1692 code for a protein of 563 amino acids.